AUGGUGCUGGAGCACAGAAACGCCGAAAAGAAAUACAAGGAAGAUGCAAAACCUGCUAAUAUUUUAGUUAUGGGUGAAGGUCCUGAGCGAGGAAGAGUAAAAAUUGCUGACAUGGGCUUUGCCCGAUUAUUUAAUUCACCUCUGAAGCCUUUAGCAGACUUGGAUCCAGUAGUUGUAACGUUCUGGUAUCGAGCUCCAGAGUUGCUUCUUGGAGCAAGGCAUUAUACCAAAGCUAUUGAUAUUUGGGCCAUAGGGUGUAUAUUUGCAGAGCUGCUAACAUCAGAGCCAAUAUUCCAUUGUCGACAAGAAGAUAUCAAAACUAGUAAUCCUUAUCACCAUGACCAGCUGGACAGAAUAUUCAAUGUAAUGGGAUUUCCUGCAGAUAAAGAUUGGGAAGACAUAAAAAAGAUGCCUGAACAUUCAACUUUAAUGAAAGAUUUCCGGAGAAACACGUAUACCAACUGCAGCCUUAUCAAAUAUAUGGAAAAACAUAAAGUUAAACCAGAUAGUAAAGCAUUUCACUUGCUUCAGAAAUUGCUCACUAUGGAUCCAAUAAAGAGAAUUACCUCAGAACAGGCUAUGCAGGAUCCCUAUUUCUUAGAAGAUCCUCUUCCCACAUCCGAUGUUUUUGCAGGUUGUCAAAUCCCUUACCCAAAACGAGAAUUUUUAACAGAAGAAGAACCAGAUGAUAAAGGAGACAAAAAGAACCAGCAGCAGCAGCAGGGCAAUAACCAUACUAAUGGAACUGGUCAUCCAGGGAACCAAGACAACAGUCACACACAGGGACCCCCACUGAAAAAAGUGAGAGUUGUUCCUCCUACCACUACCUCAGGUGGACUUAUUAUGACCUCAGACUAUCAGCGUUCCAACCCCCAUGCUGCCUACCCCAACCCUGGACCAAGCACAUCACAGCCACAGAGCAGCAUAGGAUAUUCAACUACCUCCCAGCAGCCGCCACAGUACUCGCACCAGACACAUCGGUACUGAGCUGCGUCCCAAUAACGUCAAUGCACUGUUGCUAAUGCUGCAGGACCGGCCGCGCAGCUGCCUGCCUGGAACCCGGCUUGGGCCACGAGAAUGUACUGUAAAACCACACCUCCAACCUGUCCGGUCGCCACGAUCCACCCCCUUCCACAGAGCGGAGUAGUGGCUCCCAAAUUGUACCUGUUUUUGGGGUUAGACUUGAAAAGAAAGUGCUAGCACAGUUUGUGUUGUGGAUAUGCUACUUCCAUAGUUUACUUGACAUGGUUCAGACUGACCGAUGCAUUUUUUUUCAGUGACAGUCUGUAGCAGUUGAAGCUGUGAAAUGUGCUAGGGGCAAGCCUUUUUGUUGUCGUAUGUGGUGAAUUCUCUUGAUGUAACAACUUUAUCUGACCAAUAGUACACAACAUCUUUGAACUGGUACUUGAAACAUACAGUAUAUGUUACCAUGGCAAAAAAAAGCAAACUAACCGUGACUCCGAUUGAGACAGUUUUGAUAGACAUUUAUUUUUAGUGACUUUUGUGGGUUGGUUCAUUUUCCACCUAGAUCAAUGUUUUAUGACCGCCACGAUCGCUACAAUGAGGGUUUUUUUAAGAACAUGAAAACGUUCGCAUUUUUUCCAGCAAUUACAAAUGUCCCAAAGAUUAAUUUGCAACAUAAGUUUUUGUUUUUAAAUCUAUGACUUGACUGGUAUUAAAGCUGCUAUUUGAUAGUAAAAUAAGUAUGUUGUCAUUGAUAUAAACAUGUUUGGUUCAGCAAACAAACUAAAAUGAUUGUCAUAGUGUUUUAUUUUUUUUUUUCCUGUUGGUGUUAAUGAUUUGUGAGCAUGCUUUGGGAUUAAAAAAGCAUGAGUGAUAUUUCCUAAAAAGGUGCGGCAUCCAUUCAGAUAUUUCAUCAUGAUUUUUGAGAACCAGCUUGGUGUAGUGGAUUUUAAAUUUUGUUCAGUUAAUUAUUUUUUUUUAAAUGUUCGCACGUUGUUUAGGGGUGCCAUUCCUACCGCAGAGGAUCAAGGUGUUAGGAGAGCCUUAGAAUUUAUGAGGAAAAACUUACAUACAAUGUACUGUAUCAAACUAUUUUACAUGAAUGACACAAGUAUUCUGAAUAAAAAAAGAAAUCAAACAUUGUUAAAACAAGGUGUUAUGUAAUAAAUUUAUUUUUCAUAAAUCUGCA
Leptosomus discolor (cuckoo roller) is the source of this 2152-nucleotide messenger RNA. The record is from RefSeq and is a predicted model, not a curated record. NCBI's taxonomy places the organism in Eukaryota, Metazoa, Chordata, Aves, Leptosomiformes, Leptosomidae.